UACUCUAUGGUUUACUUACCGCUUACAAGAAGAUUGUUUUUCUUUAUUUUUUAUUUGAAAAUUUAGUGAAAACUUCAGUACUGAUUACAGAUAACUUAAAAUAUAAUCGAGGUAUUAACCUAAUAAUUAAACAGACAGAAAAUUUUACACCAGUUGUUUACUUGCAAAAGCAGGUCAUUCAAAUAUGGUUGAUCCUAAAAGGGUUCUCAGCUAUGAGGAUAUGCUAAAAAUAAUUCAUCAACCUGAGAAGGUGAUUAUUGAUGUCCGCAGUCCAGAAGAGGUGAAGUCAACUGGCAAAAUACCUUCUAGCAUCAACAUACCAUUAAAUAAUGUACAAGAUGCAUUAAUAACUAUGUCAGAAGAAGAGUUCAAGAAGCAAUUUCAAAGGCCUAAGCCUUCUUCGUCAGAUGAGCUUAUAUUUUAUUGUCAAUCUGGUAGACGUUCCAGUGAAGCCCUUGACAAAGCACUUAAGCUUGGAUAUACAAAAUCCAAAACCUACCUGGGCAGUUGGAAUGAUUGGUCAAGUAAACAAAAAUAAAUGUGUUAUAAUCAUAAAUACAUAUAAUAAUGCAAUAAAAUAAAUUAAUUAAAACAUA
This is a messenger RNA of Vanessa tameamea, 596 nucleotides long. RefSeq names its product thiosulfate sulfurtransferase/rhodanese-like domain-containing protein 3. The transcript has 4 exons. The record is from RefSeq and is a predicted model, not a curated record. Gene Ontology annotation, cellular component: mitochondrion. Lineage: Eukaryota; Metazoa; Arthropoda; Insecta; Lepidoptera; Nymphalidae. Gene Ontology annotation, molecular function: thiosulfate-cyanide sulfurtransferase activity. The coding region runs from base 185 to 538 and encodes 117 amino acids.